Molecule: messenger RNA, 9801 nt
Organism: Colletes gigas
Lineage: Eukaryota; Metazoa; Arthropoda; Insecta; Hymenoptera; Colletidae
Gene: faf
Product: probable ubiquitin carboxyl-terminal hydrolase FAF-X
Exons: 30
Coding region: 281-8023 (2580 amino acids)
Biological process (GO): cell migration; protein deubiquitination
Cellular component (GO): nucleus; cytosol
Molecular function (GO): cysteine-type deubiquitinase activity; cysteine-type endopeptidase activity
Source: RefSeq, a predicted model, not a curated record
ACAUAGGUACCGGUUGACUGGGAUCAUUUUACCUAAUUCGUUGUUAACGAAAUAGAUCUGAUGCCCGUGAGAGCAGUGCGGGCAUACGAAUAUCUGUGAUUUCUUUUCCGUCGCCGCUCGACGUUAGCUCUUUAUAAUGUAGGUAUAGUUUAUUCAAACAAGGCCUUUAGGGUAUAAUUAUAUUUAAUGUCAGUGAAUGAGUUGAAUGAUUGUUAUUGGUGGUGCGAUUAUUGGACCAAGAGGUAUUGAGAUAAUUGGAAUAUAGCAAAGAGCACGCAAAAUGACGAUCGCCACAAGAGGCCACGGAGUAGGCAUAGACCCUCCAGACAGCCAGCAAAGUACACAGAUGCACAGUCCACCGGGUCCGCAACAAUUGGCUGACACAAUGUCAGGACUUCAACUCACAGAGAAUGUGGUACAAACAGAAUGCACCAAUGAUACCUUAACUUCGGUAGAGGAUAGUAAUCAACUCCAGGGGGAACCUGAUUUUCCUGUAGCAAAACUCAAUAUUCUUCAUGAGAAAAUAUCUAGUCCACGCUGGGUUGUACCAGUUCUGCCAGAACAGGAGUUAGAGUGCCUGCUGCGAGCCAGUAUCGAACUUUGUAAAAAAGGAAUUGAUGUACAAAGCGAAGCGUGUCAACGCUUUUUUCGAGAGGGACUCACAAUUUCUUUUACCAAAAUAUUAACCGAUGAUGCAGUAAGUAGUUGGAAAUUGAAUAUUCAGAAUUGUAUUAAUACAAACUGCCAGUGGUUGGUGGAACUAUGUGUUCUGAAACUGGACGAGGACUGGUUUCCUCUCCUUGAUUUGCUGGCGAUGGUUUUUAAUCCUAGUAAUAAAUUUCACACAUUUAAUGCUGCAAGGCCUUCGGAAACUGUUCCCGCUUGCAGUGAUAUACCUGAUGAAGAACUUUAUGCGCGUCCACCAUCCGAUUCAAGAAGUCCUCGCGGUUGGCUAGUAGAUCUUAUAAAUAGGUUUGGAAGUCAUAAUGGAUUUGAGAUUUUGCUCUCUAGAUUUCAGAGCGGCCGAAAUUUAACAGUACCAGUUAUUUAUGCUUUAAUCAGACCUUUUGGUUUAUGUCAUGAACUACUUACUGUUCAUACAAUAGUUAAAUAUCUUAUGCCUAUUGUGGAAAUGGUGCCUGUAAUUUUGAAUAAUUUAACUGACGAAGAAUUAAAGAAGGAAGCGAAAAAUGAAUCAAAAAAUGAUGCGAUAUCAGCCAUAAUCAAAGCCGCCAAAUGUUUAGUGUCGCGUGUGCCGCAACAGGACGAAAUGAUUAAAAAUUUGGAAAUUUUGAGACUGAAAAUGAUAUUGAGACUCUUACAAAUUUCUUCGUUCAAUGGAAAAAUGAAUGCUUUAAAUGAAGUAAAUAAAGUAAUUACCACGGUUAGUUUUUAUCAACAUCGAAACGCGAUUACCGAGGAAGAAGAAUGGCUCACCGCAGAACGCAUGGCUAAAUGGAUAAAAGAGAACGGAGUAUUAGAAAUCGUCUUGAGAGAUUCGUUGCAUCAGCCUCAGUACGUUGAAAAGUUGGAAAAAAUUUUACGCUUUAUUAUAAAAGAACGCGCAUUGACUUUAGAAGAUUUAGACGCUGUUUGGGCGGCACAAGCCGGGAAACAUGAAGCAAUCGUGAAAAAUGUUCAUGACUUACUGGCCAAACUUGCUUGGGAUUUUAGCCCCGAACAACUCGAUCAUCUUUUUGAAUGUUUUCAGAUGAGUUGGAAGACUGCUAAUAAGAAACAAAGAGAAAAGUUAUUAGAAUUAAUCAGAAGAUUAGCGGAAGAUGAUAAGGAUGGCGUAAUGGCACAUAAGGUUUUAACUCUCUUUUGGAAUUUGGCUCAUUCUGACGAGGUACCUACAGAGAUCAUGGAUCAAGCACUAAAUGCUCAUGUAAAAAUUCUCGAUUAUUCGUGUUCGCAAGAAAGAGAUGCUCAAAAAACAAUUUGGUUGGACAAAUGUGUGGAAGAAUUGAAGAGCGGCGAUAAGUGGGCUUUACCUGCCUUGAAACAGAUUCGAGAAAUAUGUUGUCUAUACGAACCGAAUCCCAACAUAGUAAGUCACGCUCCACGUGGUCAUCACUUACAUUUUAGGCAAGAUGUUAUUGAACGACUUCAAGCAGAACAUUCAAUAGUAAUUCUUGUAACGAACAGUUUAACAAACUAUAUGGAUAAAAUGCGGCAAUUGGUCAAAGAAAAUCCGGAAAUUGAUGCGAACACUUACAUGCCCGAUGAUCGUUACAAUCACAUUAUGCAAGUGCAAGAAAGGCUUAAUUUCCUUCGUUUCUUAUUAAAAGAUGGUCAAUUAUGGUUAUGCGAAGAUCAAGCUGAACAAAUUUGGCAGUGUUUAGCAGAACAGGGCGUAUUCGUGUCCGAUCGUGAAGCUUGCUUCAAGUGGUUUUCGAAAUUAAUGGGAGACGAACCAGAUCUUGAUCCAGCAAUAAACAAAGACUUUUUCCAAAAAAAUAUACUACAAUUGGAUCCAACAUUACUGACAGAAAGCGGUAUUAAAUGUUACGAGCGAUUUUUCAAAGCCGUUAACUCGAAGGAGGGGAAACUGAAACUAAAAAGAAGAACGUUUUUUAUGGAUGACGUUGACCUCAUUGGUACAGAUUACUUGUGGCGAGUUGUAACCAAUAGCCCCGAAGAAAUUGCAAAUCGCGCCAUUGAGCUCUUAAAGGAAGUAAACACUAAUUUGGGACCGCGACUUCACUCUUCGGUUCUAGCGUUUCAUGUGACGUACAUAGGCGAGUGCAUGGACAGAUUGAAAGCACAUUACGACACUGUGUCCGUGUUGAGCAAAGUGUACCUCGAAGGGAAAGAGGAACGCGAGGAACAAAUGUCGAAUAAAAUUAAAGUGGAAGCUAUGAAAAUGUGUCGCGUCAUGAAGGUGUUGCAGGAAUACAUAAACGAGUGCGAUUCAGCAUUUCCCGUGGAACGAAGAAUAUUGCCAUUACAUAGAGCAGCUCGUGGGAAGCAUCUGUCUCUCAUUAUUCGUUUUGCAAAUCCUGGUCGCAAUGUAGAUGAUAUAGAUGUGUUCACACACAGUAAUGACACUUUAGGAUCGUUGAGACGACAAAUACUGCGCCGAAUUAAAGCAAACGGAUCGAACGUAAAACUUGACUUAUUUCUUAAUGGGGAGUCCCUGGAGCCAGCGGACGACAGAAAGCUUCUUUCUCAAACUCCAUUACGAGAUAAAAUGCUAUUGUCUGCAAAGCUGAGUCAAGUGAACAGUAACAUGCCAAGUUCGCCAGAUAGUAGUUCUGAUAGCUCCACUAGUUCCCCGCAUCAUCCAUACGAUGGACCGAACGUGGAGGCAGAAAAUAGCUUACCGGGCGUGGUAAUAUCGCAAAGAUCGCAAUACGCUACGUUUUUCUUUCAAUUGUCAGAUCUAGGAUGUACACUUCAGCACGCGCAAUUACGCGACGGUGCACGAAAUCUGUUACAAUUGGUGCCACCAGAUACACUCACUGUGUCGCGAUUACAGUGGUUGUUCGGUCAAUGUAAGGACGACGAUAAUUUAGAUAAUGCUCUUUGUAAUGAACAAAAUACCACGGUAGAUUCUUUAUUUUUUACUGCGAGCCCUAGCCAAGUUUUAUACAAUUUAGAGGUUUUAUAUAGUUUGUUAAUGCCAGCUCUGGACCCGAUGUCGGAAAGAGCAUUCGAGUUUCAGUGCAAUUUCAUAAAGAGCGGCGAGGCCGGCGUUAUCCUCGAGAUGUUAACUAAAAACAAGUUUUUACCAAACGCCGACGAGAUCACGAAACGGGCAGCGUAUUUAACGGUGUUGAAGUUGUGCAAACUGUUGUUGACGGUGGUGGGUAACGUGAUGGUCUGCGUGAUGGACGAAGUGCAGCAAGCUGGAAUUUCCGAGAAUCAUGAUAAUCACGUGCAUAACAAUCGAGGUCCAGUGGCGGUUCUGAAGCAAGCGUUGCAAAGCGUACCGAACCAGAACACCGAGUACAUGUUGAGAAGCGUGGCGGCGAAGUUGGCUCAACAUCUAUCGCGUCGGAUGUUGUGCGGAGGAACGGAGUUCGAGAAAUGUCGGCAGCUUUUUAUGCAAGCCCUAUCCUGGGAGCUACCGGACGUAGCAACCAUUCGUGCCAUAAUCAAGCUAGCAUGGGCGGCAUCCACGGGCAAUCUAAACAAUAUAAACGCAUCCGUCGAAAUGCUUCAUACGCUGCACGAGACAAACGAGAAAGAAACGUUUAACAAUCCUGACAACAACGACGUGUUGGUGUGCAAAGAGGCGUUGGAAGUUCUGACGAUCGCCUUGGUGUUGAACCCGACCGCGUUGGAAUCAUUGCCCAGGGACAAAAUGUGGCACACGUUUCUGAUAGAUCUUGUGUUACUGAGUACGUCGAGAAUGGUCAGAAUGGCCGCGGCCGAGCAGUUUUUUCUUAUAUCGACAUGGUACAGUAGCGGUCAUCAGCCGUUGCUGUUCGCGAUAACUCUGCUCUUCUCGGUUUUGAACACCACCGUGAUGGAACACGCGAAACAGAGUCACGAGUACUUUCAGCUGUUGUGCAGACUGUUGAAUUUCUCUCACAUGUCGGGAUGUCCCCUCUUGACCGCCGAGACGUUGUUGAACAUCGAGAUAGCGUGGCUGAAGAAGGUUUGCGACAACGUGAAAGAGACCGGCGAGAGUCAAAUCGACGAGGCUGUCCUCGAGGGCCACCUAGGCCUCACUAAAGAGCUAUUGGCGUUCCUGCCACCGAGCAAGAAGUACGAACUGGGUUCGGACGAGAAACACGGCGCAAAUUUGAUAAAAGAAUUGGUCGAGGACUUCGUGUUUCCCGCGUCGCGUCUUAUGCUGCAACUGCGCAGCACCGGCGAACUAAGUGCCUCGCAAGCGAGCCCGGUCUGCACCACGCCUCAGUCGACCAGCGCGGCGUUCGAUCUACUCGUAGGCCUUUGUAUAGGCUGUGCACCCAACAUGAAACUUCUAGUCAUAAUGCUCACUGACAUGUUUUACUCGGAGAGAGACGAACCGCUAGUAGAGUGGGAUUACCUACCACCGGUUGGCCUUCGGCCGUUAAAGGGCUUUGUGGGUCUAAAGAACGCAGGCGCGACUUGCUACAUGAACUCAGUAUUACAACAAUUGUACAUGGUCGAGAGCAUAAGGGUCGGGCUUCUGGCCGCGGAGGGUGCAGCCACAGACUUGAACGAGGAUUUCUCCGGCGAGGAGAGGAUCGAGGGAGAACAAACGAUCGAAGCGAACGAUAACGAUACGAACGAAGAGAAAUGCGGCGCCGAUGAAUCCAGAAAGGAAUAUAAUAUCGGCAUUCUGAAACAGGUCCAAGCGAUUUUUGGUCAUCUGGCUUACAGCAAAUUGCAAUAUUAUAUACCCAGAGGUCUCUGGAAACAUUUUAAACUUCAGGGUGAGCCUGUAAAUCUCAGGGAACAACAAGACGCUGUAGAAUUUUUCAUGAGCCUAGUGGAAAGCUUGGACGAGGCGUUAAAAGCUUUGGGACAUGAACAGAUAAUGAGCAGGAUUCUUGGUGGUUCAUACAGCGACCAGAAAAUCUGCAAAGGUUGCCCUCAUAGAUAUUCCAAGGAAGAGCCGUUCAGUUUGAUAAGCGUGGACAUCAGGAAUCACAGCAAUCUAUUGGAUUCUCUCGAACAGUACGUGAAAGGGGAAUUGCUAGAAGGCGCAGAUGCUUAUCACUGCGAUAAAUGUAACAAAAAGGUCGUGACGGUGAAACGAUUAUGCGUGAAGAAGUUGCCACCUGUUUUAGCCAUUCAAUUGAAAAGAUUCGAAUACGAUUUUGAGAGAGUUUGCGCCAUAAAGUUUAACGAUUAUUUUGAAUUCCCGAGAGAUUUGGAUAUGGAACCUUAUACUGUUUCUGGACUUGCUAAAGUGGAGGGAGAAGUUAUAGACUGUGACUACGAGGAGUCAAUAAAAGGAACUUGUACUAAAUACCAAUUGACUGGCAUCGUAGUCCACAGUGGUCAGGCUAGCGGGGGCCAUUACUAUUCUUAUAUUUUGCACAGGCAAAGCGAUGGCAUUGCUAAAUGGUAUAAAUUCGACGAUGGCGAUGUUAUGGAAUGCAAAAUGGAAGAGGAGGAAGAAAUGAAGUCUCAAUGCUUUGGCGGCGAUUAUUUGGGAGAAGUGUUUGAUCACAUGCUUAAACGGAUGAGUUACCGGAAGCAGAAACGAUGGUGGAACGCAUAUAUGUUAUUUUACACCAGAUUGGACGUGGAGGAAAAUUGUUUGAUGAAAAGCGUUAAUGAAUUAUCAUUGUAUACGAAACUAGGAGUUAUGAAAAUGCCACCAGCUAUCGAAUACAGCGUUAGAAAACAGAAUAUAAAAUUCAUGCAUAAUCGGAACCAAUUUAGCGCGGAGUAUUUUCAAUUUAUCAAGAAACUCGUAUCUUGCAAUCCCCUGAACAUCAAUAGGCAAAAUAUGAACGAGAAACUUAGCUCCGAGCAGGAAGAACUUGCUAUGUUGUCCGUUCAAUUAGCGUCGAGAUUCCUGUUUUAUACAGGUUUCCAUACUAAAAAGACUUUGCGUGGAAAUGCAACGGAUUGGUACGAUAUUGUCUGUCACCAUUUGCGCAGUAGUAAAUCUGUGCGGUCCUGGUUUGCUCAUAAUGUGCUAUUUAAUCAUCCGCAUAGAUUUUGCGAGUACCUUUUGAGCUGUCCCAGUACAGAAGUUCGAACAGCUUUUCUCAAAAUUUUGGUAUUUCUUGCACACGUUUCCCUUCAGGAUGGCCCAUGCGUGCCGCCUAGUUUAAACGCACCAACCAUACUAUUGGACCCAACGGCGACGCUCAGCGAUCACUUGUUGCACGCAGUUCUUUCUUUGCUUCAUCGUGAAAUCUCCGAUCAUGGGCGUCACCUACCACACUAUUUUUCCUUGUUCUACACAUACGCGUCGCUUGGUCUUGCUGAAAAGGCUCAGUUGCUUAAGUUGAACGUUCCGGUUACGUUUAUGUUGGUUGCAAUCGACGAGGGACCCGGCCCUACAAUAAAGUAUCAGUAUCCUGAAUUGACUAAAUUGCACCAAGUAGUUAGCAUGUUAAUACGUUGCUGCGACGUAUCAUCGAAAGCACAUUCAAGUCAUGCACAAUCAGGAGUAGCGCCUUUGCCGAAUCCGUACGGAGACCCGGCCUGCCAGAAUGAAUAUUUAAUGCCUAUACAACCACAGGCAGCGGAUAUCCUUUUUGUUAAAAACAAUUACAUGAAAAAACUGAUCGAAGAUGCCGACGUGAACGUCACCGAAGACACAGUGAAAUUACUGCAAUAUUGUUGCUGGGAAAAUCCACACCUAUCACGGACAGUACUCAGCGAAUUGUUAUGGCAAAUUGGAUUUGCUUUCACACACGAGCUGAAACAUCACACGGAAUUACUACUUGCCAUGCUUCUUAUGGAGGAUUCAUGGCAGACGCAUCGUGUUCAUAAUGCUCUUAAAGGUGUACCGGACGAAAGAGAAGGAUUAUUCGAAAUAAUACAAAGAAGUAAACACCACUAUCAGAAAAGAGCCUAUCAGUGCAUCAAAUGUAUGGUGCAGCUUUUCAGUAAAUGUAGACCUGCGCACCAACUUCUGCAUCACAAUCCCGAAUUGAAGAGGAAGUGGAUUCACGCUAUCGACUGGCUUCACGAAGAACUCGAGAAAAGACCGUACGCUUCUACGACACCGUACACUCACGCGUACAGUAAUUGGUCUCCACCAGCGCAGUCUAAUGAUUCUACGAAUGGAUACGUAUUAGAACGCAGCAACAGUGCAAGGAAGACAUUAGAGAGAGCAUAUGAACUUUGUCCCGAUGUGGAACGAGAGGUGGAAGACGCGAGCGAAGAAUGCGCGGAGGAAGCAGAGAAGUACCAACCUCAAAAUAGAGUGGUAAUGCGAUCAGGGCGCACGCUAGGAUGGAUGUCUUUAGGUUACCCCGAUGUGACCGUGAUACAGCAAAUGCUGGAGGAACAACAACCGCAACCUGGACCGUCUCCAGUUCACACUCCUCUUUUAGCUCACCAGUUACACAGUCCACAGAACUGUGAGUCAUCGCAAAAUACCAGCCGGGAUCCAUAAUGAACGCUAAACACUGACGUUCUACCAAGUUGCUGCCUCGGUGAAACAAUUUCAAACUACUUAGAUGUUACUGCGCCAGCAGCUUGGUGCCGAACGGUAGAGGCACCUGUACAGAUAUAACUCGCAAAACUGUUCUUUUUUUGCAACUGGUAUUCACGAACUUUGCAUUUGCAAUCUGUCAGUUUUAUUGUGGGCAGUUACAAUUCAUAAUGAUACGAUGUGGGUAUAGCUAUUUGCAUUAACGAGAGAAGAAGAGGAACGACGAUAGAACCAGCAGGGCGAUUACGAUUAAGAACAGAAUUUCUACGUAUUGGUUGAGGCAACCAAUUCCCGUCGUGGUUUUUUUCGUACACCUAAACGUUCGCGCAUUUCUUCAUUUCGUGCAUCCAUGAUCGGUUUUCUGCUUUCGAACUUGGAGAUGGUGACGUUCUGGUAGGAAGAAACCUCCGGAAGAGGUUGACAGGAAACGAAAAACAAAAUGGAAAAAAAAGGAAACAAUUUAGCUAUGAAUCUGACUUGCCUCGAUUAAUGCAUACGAAUUCGAGUGUAGGAAUACGAUAAGAUUGUAUAAAUGUAUAGCGAAUAGUGUUAUGGAAUCCCGUCUCUGCCGAAUAGAAAACAAAGGUAUAAAAGAACGUAAGUUUCCGUAUGCCUAUGUAAAUUUGUUACUAAUAAAAAAAAACGUUAAAAUGAAACUUUCUAACGACCGAAAGAUAAGGCUAAACGUACAGUAGUUUACGAUUUAAUUGGAAAAACAAAAGCAGAGCUACAGAAAGGAAAAAAAAAAAAAAAGAAAAUUAUGCAACUAUUGAUAUUUCACUAUUUUAGUCUUUCAAGACGAAUUAAAAGAAAAAAGAGUACACAUAUACACAUACACACACAUACAUGAAAGAAGAAAUUUCCUUGUACUUAAUCUCAAGCAUCAAAGAAGGAAAGUCAUUUCUCUGUGCGGCGGAUUACGCUGUUUAAGAAUUUAGACAUACACCAAUGAUGCCUCCCAUUGUGCUUUCUUUCAUUUCAUCCAAUUUGAAAGAGUUGUGCCUUCGAUAUUGUGCGACUCCAUUUGUAUUCUUAGAUAGAUGUUUAAGAGAUCGGGUUGUUACUUCGAAUUCGAUUGCUUCUAUUUUUGUCUGUUACGUUGAUUAUUUACGGAGAAGCUAGAGAAUGGAAUCGAUGAAAACUACGCGAGAGAUACAUACGUCGAAGUACGCGGUGCCGGAGUGUCGACUGUUCAAUUAAAAUUAGUUGAAUAAAAUGGAAGCUAACAACGGGAUAACUCGUAACUUGACGCCGUUGACGAUGAAUAAUUGAAACGCCGCUGAAAGGAACUGUUGUUCGGUUUUAGCAUAAGAGAUCCGUGUUGUCGCGAGAGAAAGACGAGUCCUUGUUCGAAGUCCAAAUUUUUACAAACAAAAGGAAUUGAAGAAAGCGUGACGGUAGCACCAAAAGGGUAUGGAGCAAAUAUAAAACUCUAAUUUGUAUCGUUCUAUGGUACGAUCACAUCGUUGAGAAAAGAGCUGUGGUCUUUUCGCGGUAUUGUAACAAAGCAAUUCUGAGUUUCCCACUCGACAAGAAACGGAAUUUAGACAGGCAAAUUGUACCGGUUAUGGCAUUUUAUCGGGCAUACACGCGUAAACUAAAUGGAGACAAACGUGACUGCGAUCGGACAAUUUUUAAACUUAUGAACUGGCCAUAGCUCUGACUUAUUGAAUAACAUGUGUUAUAUAGAUAUUAUAUAGAUGAUACUAAAAAAAAAAAAAAAAAUGAAGAAAACUGGG